Molecule: messenger RNA, 759 nt
Organism: Caenorhabditis remanei
Lineage: Eukaryota; Metazoa; Nematoda; Chromadorea; Rhabditida; Rhabditidae
Exons: 8
Coding region: 1-759 (252 amino acids)
Source: RefSeq, a predicted model, not a curated record
AUGGACGCUCGCCCAACAGCAACUUCUCAACCAACUCAAAAGAAACCAAAUGGUUAUGACUUUUUGAGAGAGCUGCUCGAAGAAAACCAGGAAGACCAAUCUAACGCCACUCUUCACCGUACACCACGAGCUGAAAACGUCGCCCGUCCAAAUGCAACCGGACCUGCUAAUCAAAAUGACCCUUCGUCUCAGCCAAAUCGAGCUGAAGCCCUCGCACUGAACCGCAUUUUCUCAUGGAGUGAUGCAGGACCUGGUGCCCAUCCUCGCAACGACCGGCCACCAAUUGCUGCCGCUCCAAUCAACCACUCCGCUCCGCUCAAUCUGGCCAACCGACGCAAUCGGACACGUCCGUUCAACUUGACAGAAGCUCAAAAAGAGGACACUGCCGCCAUGAAAAAAUUGAGGAAAAUGAACAAGGUUGAUCCUCAUCUUCAUCAGAGUGGUCGUGGCGCUCGAAGCCGGUCUCGAAAUGAGCCUUAUUAUCCAGAGGCCGAUAAGCUCUUCCUUCCAGUUGGAAAAAAUGGAUUUGAGCAAUACAACUAUCUACAGUGGAAUAAGAGACACGUGCUUCAAUGGGCAAAGAUGUUUAUCACGGACAAAAAGCAUCUCGCCUUUAUCGAAGAGUCUCGAGUAAAUGGGAAAAAAAUUGAAUAUUUUCUGAAUUCGAAGGAUACUGAAGGACUGGACCAGGACCUUCGACAGACCCUCAUGGAGCAUUUAAACAAGGUGAGAAACACCUAUCAAAAAUCUUGCUCGUAA